AUGAUCGAUAACGCCAGACCCAACGGCUCGGUGAUCGACACCCCGGUUUCCAAGGAUGAAUACACACAACUGGUCGAAAGAUUCCUCCAAGGCGCUAGUUUUCAAAUAUUUCCUGCCAAAGAUACCACAGCACUUGAAGAGUACCUCUUCAACCAAAUGCUAGGAGGGGAAAUUGAUGCCAAAAAAGCAUCAAAGUUAUCAAAACAAGGAGCCUCAAUCGCCCAUCAAUUCUAUCCCCUCCAAUCCAGCUCCCCAGAACUCCACCGUCUCACCGGCCUAUACGGAGCCUAUUUCGUUGCCCUGGACGACAUCUGCGCAGCCGAAGCUGACAUGCGUGGAUUCCGCCGCAGCUUCAUCCGAAACUUGCCCCAGGCCAAACUAUUCGAGGGCUGCGCAAAUAUGCUCAGAGAGCUGGAUGACCAUUACCUGGAGUUCUGCUCGGACAAAGCCAUUACCGGGCUCAUCAGCCACAUGAGCUCCGCGGUCUUAGAGUCUGAGACAGAGGGCAAGUUCUCGCAGCUUCGGUUGUCGCCCGGGUUUCCUCAGUACUUUCGAUAUCUGACGGGCAACGCCGAAGCUUUUGUGUGGCUGAUGGUGCCUAGAGAUGUCUGUCCUGGGUAUGGGGAGACUUUUAAAUUGUUCAUUCAGGCAGUGCCGGAGCUUAUUGAUUUCACAAAUAAGGUGAACGACAUCCUUUCGUUUUAUAAGGAGUCGAUCGUGUCUUCUGAGAGUGAUGGUUAUGUUUACCACCGAGCUGAGGUGAAUCAGGUCACUCCACUGCAAUGCUUGAAUGAAAUGGUCGAUGAAGUUCAUGACAAUAUUGAUCGUAUUGAGGCCAUGGUCGUUGGAGAUGCGGAUUUGUUCGAGGUUGCCAAGGCCUAUAUUCGUGGCUAUAUUGGGUAUCAUAUCAUCGAGCCGCGUUAUAAGAUUGGUGAACUAGGAGUACCGUGUUUGAAGUAA
Penicillium verhagenii is the source of this 960-nucleotide messenger RNA. Its product is annotated as terpenoid synthase. Gene Ontology annotation, molecular function: carbon-oxygen lyase activity, acting on phosphates. The transcript has a single exon. Bases 1 to 960 code for a protein of 319 amino acids. The record is from RefSeq and is a predicted model, not a curated record. NCBI's taxonomy places the organism in Eukaryota, Fungi, Ascomycota, Eurotiomycetes, Eurotiales, Aspergillaceae.